AACCAAAACACAAACCAAACCAAACAUAAGAGAUCAAGCGAAAUUGCGAGGUUAGCUAGCGAGGCAGAGUCGUUUAUGCCGUCGCGUUCGCUCAGCCCAACGCUAGAUUUGCACGAAUUACGUCGAUUAGGGAAGAAUAAGGCGAUAACGAGCGAUAUUUCUGUCUACCAUCUUGAGAGAGCGGAUCGUUGAGAGAGGGUGCGUGCGGCGUCCAGCAGGCACUCGAAGCAGGCGGCCUGAGAGCGGAUCAAAAUGGCGUUCUUUGGACUCGGCCAGAGCGCCGACAUCGACAUCAUCCUGAGUGGGACAGAGAACCGCAAGAUGGCGGAGAUGAAGACGGAGGACGGCAAGAAGGAGAAGCAUCUGCUGUUCUAUGACGGUGAAUCAGUCUCAGGGAAGGUGAACGUGACCCUCAAGAAGCCCGGCUCCAAGCUGGAGCACCAGGGAAUCAAGAUUGAGUUCAUCGGACAGAUAGAGCUGUACUAUGACCGGGGCAACCACCACGAGUUUGCGUCGCUCGUCAAGGAACUGGCGCGUCCCGGAGAGCUGACCCAGAACGCCAGCUACAGCUUCGAGUUUGUCAAUGUGGAGAAGCCCUACGAGUCCUACACAGGCUCCAAUGUCAGGCUGAGGUACUUCCUGCGGGUGACCCUGGUGCGUCGGCUAACCGACCUGGUGAAGGAGAUGGAGAUGGUGGUGCACACGCUGUCCUCUUACCCCGAGAUCAACUCCUCCAUCAAAAUGGAGGUGGGCAUCGAGGACUGCCUCCACAUCGAGUUUGAGUACAACAAGUCCAAGUACCACCUAAAGGAUGUGAUCGUGGGCAAGAUCUACUUCCUGCUGGUGCGCAUCAAGAUCAAGCACAUGGAGAUUGCCAUCAUCAAGCGGGAAACCACGGGGUCGGGUCCCAACACCUUCAACGAGAACGAGACCAUCGCCAAGUACGAGAUUAUGGACGGCGCGCCGGUCAGGGUACAAAACGACGUAUGCUUCAUAAAGAAAAUCUACAUGCUUGGGAAAAAAUUAAGUUACCUUAUUUAA
Molecule: messenger RNA, 1041 nt
Organism: Ixodes scapularis (black-legged tick)
Lineage: Eukaryota; Metazoa; Arthropoda; Arachnida; Ixodida; Ixodidae
Product: vacuolar protein sorting-associated protein 26B-like
Exons: 6
Coding region: 253-1041 (262 amino acids)
Biological process (GO): intracellular protein transport; retrograde transport, endosome to Golgi
Cellular component (GO): endosome; retromer complex
Source: RefSeq, a predicted model, not a curated record